UUUUCCGCCGAAACGGGCCUCCCGCAUCCACUCCAUCCACUAGUAGCAGAAGCAGACGGCAUCCGGCUACGUGUACAAGAAGUUGCUCGCUAAGUAUGGCUCCAGUUCUUGGAUAUUGGGACAUUCGUGGCCUGGCUCAGCCAAUCAGGCUCCUCCUCGCCCACGUGGACGAAAAGUACGAAGACAAACGUUACUCCUGUGGUCCACCGCCGGACUUUGACCGCAGUGCCUGGCUGAAGGACAAGCCAAACUUGGGACUGGACUUCCCCAAUCUUCCAUACUGGCUGGAUGGAGAUGUUAAGGUCACCCAGAGCACUGCUAUCCUUCGCUACCUUGCAAGGAAGCAUGGCCUUGAGGGCAAGACUGACGCCGAGAAGCUCCGCGUGGACCUUGCGGAGCAGCAGUGGUGUGACUUCCGUAUGACCUUUGUUCGUCUGUGCUACAACCCAGACUUUGACAAACUGAAGGAGGAAUACCUGAGCGCCUUGCCUGCAUCUCUCAAGGCUUUCUCCGACUUCCUGGGCAAGCACAAAUUCUUUGGCGGCGAAAACCUUACCCACGUUGAUUUCAUUGCCUACGAAAUGCUGUCGCAGCAUCUGCUUUUUGCACCAGACUGUUUGAAGGACUUCUCCAACCUGAAGGAUUUCGUGGCUAGAGUUGAGGCCCUUCCCAAGGUUGCCGCAUACAUUAAGAGCGACAAGUUCCUGUCUUGGCCUUGCAACGGUGACAUGGCUAAGUUCGGCAGCAGACUCACGAAGAAGCCAUGAACUGAUAUUGAAUAAAGAUAACGUUUUGUAUGGUUUACUAAA
Messenger RNA from Ornithodoros turicata, 809 nucleotides. RefSeq names its product glutathione S-transferase Mu 4-like. The record is from RefSeq and is a predicted model, not a curated record. The transcript has 8 exons. Gene Ontology annotation, molecular function: glutathione transferase activity. The coding region runs from base 96 to 767 and encodes 223 amino acids. Lineage: Eukaryota; Metazoa; Arthropoda; Arachnida; Ixodida; Argasidae. Gene Ontology annotation, biological process: glutathione metabolic process.